CCGACACACAAAAACAUCGCCGCCCUCCACACGCCCGCCAAUCCCAACCUCCAACCGACCCAAUACUCCCCUCCCAUCCCAGCAUCCUUUCCACCACGCUCCUUGAUUCUCUCGCACUUGCGACUGCUCCUCCAUUGACCGACGCAGCUUCAAUCAUCCUUUUCAAAUGCCUUUAUAAUCCCAAUUCUGCUGGUCCGACGUGUAGAGUCGCGUGUGCACCCCACUCCUUCCUACGGCAUUUUUGCUGGGAGAGUGUUUGGUGUUGGGACAGUACUCUCUUAUGGCAGCAGUAUUAAUAUCACCUCCACCUGCGAAAAACACGCUUCUUUCCACCAUGUCGGCGAGGAGAGCUCCUCUCCACAACAAUACCAAUGCCGUCAAUUCUCCCUUUCGUCCCACUGACGCACAAUCCAAGCCAAAACGCUCCUAUGCCACCAUCCAACGCGAGGAGUCCUAUGGCCAGCCACCACCUGCAAAGAAGCAGAUGCUGGAGAACCGACAAGCAUUGAAAACACCACCGCGUCAAAAUAACACUAAUACCCAUUAUACUGCAGAAGGUCGAGUCUUCCGAAAACCAAACAAUGUCCCACAAAGGACCGCAUUUGAACGCAAAUGUGCUGCCACCAGAGUCAAGACACAAUCGCAGCACGCAGAGUCUAGGGAAAAGGGGCAGGAACUUGACACAAUCAGACAAUGGCAGAGGCACUACCGGAAAAUAUUCCCAACAUUUGUGUUCUACUUUGAGAGCAUACCCGAUGACAGCCGAGCCAAAUACACAAAGCAGGUGAUCGCGCUUGGUGGAGUAAGUACUUCUUGUACAUGGUAGAUGUGGAGGAUUCACUAACAAUUGAUCCAGCGAGAAGAGAAGUUCUUUUCCAACGCGGUCACCCACGUUGUGACGACCCGAAGCAUUCCUCCUGAACUUCCAGCAGAAGUAGCAGUGGCGUCCUCAACCACCACUGAGUCUAAUUCCCAGAACAGUCAGCCUCAAACAAUCAAUCCAUCGCUGCUCGAUCGUUCAUCCGAAUCCACAAACGUACAAUCCGACUCCUUUUCCGGAAAAGGAAAAUUUUCAAUCGAUCCUCAACUCAACAGACGGCUAGGAGCUCAUGUACACGAUGUAGAAGUUAGGCGGCAGCAAAACCGUAGCUCAGAUGUUCUUGUUCGGGCGAGGGAAUUGAACAUGAAGAUAUGGGCGCUUGAAAAGUUGCAACGAAUUAUGACUACCAUGUUCGAUACGGAAACAGGCCUUCAAAUACCCCAUGGGCACAACACGCGAAGUAACGCAGCUGGAACAAUUCCCCGAGGCACUGCAGACCUUGCACAAGUCCUUCGCAAUGAAAAAAUAAACGGGCCGUCUGAUCGAGAUCCCACCGUCGCGACAAAGGAACUGUGUAUUUUCAAAGGACCCUACAUAUACAUUUACGAUAUCGACGAGAAGCAACGACCGAUUAUGGUUCGCGAGUAUCCUAAGGUUGCACACAAGGAACUAGGGGAAUGGCCACAGUUUCGUAGUGUUACUGGUGGCAGGUGUCCAUUCGUUGAGGAACCAGAGAGUCGACGAGACGCCGAAAGAGAGAAGGAACAGAUUCGACUCCAGAGGCAAAAGGAAAAGGAGAAGGCUAUGGCACCAAGAGUUACCAGGGCAGCGAGUGCUGGUCAAAAUGCUAAGAUGCAGCCACCAACCUCUUUCAAUAAGCAAGUCAUGACUGAAGCUGACAAUAGUCACAACAAAACUGCCACUGUAUCCUCGAAACAAGCCAACAUAUUCGCUCCAUCCAAGCCGUCCUAUUCACAGCAACGUAACGACUCGGAGGCCUCACGUGGAAAUGCUUUUGUUAGCCGUGCUGGAACGGGACGCCUGCUGGCGGGAGAGCCGGUUGCUUCAGGAUUACAGGCCUCGAACAUCACCUCCGCCAUCCGCUCUCAAAUGAUAUCUUCUACUGCAGCCCAACCUGGAGCUAAAGCUGGAACGAGCAAGGAAGUUCACGGGUUGCAACGAAAGGUUCUGGAGAAAAACAGCGGCGGUCCAGCUUCAUACGGAAUGACUAGCUCUCAUCGUAUGACUGAUUUGAAUGCCGCUGUGAGAGAGGAUCUAGCGGGCCUUGCAGCAAGACGGAAGAAGAAAUUACCACUCAUCGAAGAGGACAAACCAUCCGAGAAUGAGGAGAAUGCAAGAAAAACAGAAGCGACUCGCAAGGCCAAGGCCGUACAGCAGAGAAAAGCAGACAAGCGUGAUCCAAAACCAGGAUAUUGCGAGAAUUGCCAGGACAAGUUCGAUGACUUUGACGAGGUAUGUCUAAUUUCCUGCCAUGUAUGUAAUUUGGUUCUAACUUCCUAUAGCACAUCGCAUCCCGCAAGCACCGAAAGUUCGCCGAAAAGGAUGAAAACUGGGCAGAACUCGAUCAACUCUUGACAAAGUUGGCCAGACCACUGAAAGAAGAGCAAGAUGACUAUUAGUCUUGACUAUUCUGCAAUACCUAACCCUUCACAAUCACUCAAAAACAAACACCAUAAUACCCUCGCUCUGCUUCUCAAUUUGAUUGCUUACCUCAAGGGGUAAUUACCCUAACAUAAUAAUGCCGGCGUUGGGAGGACCUCUGGUUGUCCAAGUCCAUUUAAAAACCACCUGUUUUGCUUCCUGUUGUUUUCUUGCUUACAAUUCUUUUUGCUUUGCAACUAUACCAAGCCUUCUUCUGGCGCAUUUCGGCCUGGUCUGCGUGCAUUUGGGGGUGCUAAGCGGGCAUUUUUCUGGAGUGCAUUUAUACUGGCGUCUUUUCUUUUUCCCUUUUUGUUUUCGUUCUGCUCCGACCCAGUGAGGUCGUUCUGGUGGAGAGUUUUUCCAAAUGUUAUCCAUGUAGAAAGGCUUGCCCGGCAGGUUGGCUGAGAAUUGCGUGUUAGUGUGGAACCUUUGACUUAGAGGGCGGUGGGAGGUGUGGAUGAAACGUGGGUGAAAGAGUAUCAGUAUCUUUUCGCUGUAGAUAUGUGAAAUAGGAAGAUGACUGAAUUGAUCUUGAUAUA
Molecule: messenger RNA, 3021 nt
Organism: Hymenoscyphus albidus
Lineage: Eukaryota; Fungi; Ascomycota; Leotiomycetes; Helotiales; Helotiaceae
Source: the annotation of a GenBank genome assembly